CCCAACAUAAAUUCAGUUCAUUGAAUUUCAGUUUGUCAUUCAGAUCAGCAUUUUACUGCAUAGAAGAAAGCAACUAACUUUUUCAGCUAUGUCGUCCGCAGAGAUUGAGGAAGUUAUUGGACAGAAUCCUAACUUGCAGAACGAAUACAAUGAAGUAGAAGAACCUGGCAAUCCAGACGAGGAUAGCCACCCAUCUGAUUCCGGGAGGAAGAGCCCAACCGAGUUAGACCUACCAGGAACCUCCUACAAAAAGAUCGCCUUCGAUUCACUUGGCAUUCAGGAUGCUUUGGAUGACCAAGUCGCCGCUUUUGAGCUGGAGUCAGAGCAACCAGGGGCUCUUGAACCCGAAACCAUUCAACCUAACGAUGCCCGUCCUCCAACCCCGGAGAACUUCGACAAAGAGGAUGAGGACACCAAGGACACCCUAUCUGAAGCCAGUCUCCCAACCCCAGAGGAGUCCAACGAUGAAGAAGAAGGAGGAGACAACGGCCCCCCUUCGAAGAAAUUAAAACUUCUAGCAGCAGCUAGUUCUUUAUAA
Drosophila takahashii is the source of this 538-nucleotide messenger RNA. RefSeq lists its product as uncharacterized. The record is from RefSeq and is a predicted model, not a curated record. NCBI's taxonomy places the organism in Eukaryota, Metazoa, Arthropoda, Insecta, Diptera, Drosophilidae.